AUGAUGAUUCUCGAAGUUGUCGACCGGCUUCUAGGGGAGAGACGCUUUGAGGAAUGCCAGAACCCGCUUGGCAGCUCCGCUGUCCGCCGCUGGCGGUAUUACCUCCCAUCCGCUGACGUUUCGGGGAAUGCGACUGCUGCACAAGGCGAUGGACCCACGGCCGAGAUCCAGAUAUGGUCUGGUUCCCUUAGCGGGGGUGACCUCUUCGUUGGGCUCCUCAACCUGGGUCCAGAGGCCAGGACAAUCAGCGCCACUCUCGCCGACAUCUUCGUCGAUGAGGGGGGCCCGCGCAGCGAAGAGGCAUACGUGUACUGGAAUGCUACGGCGCAGAACUAUGGCGAUAGUGUUGCGGCCGGGGAGCCUGUGCUGCUGGGGCAGUAUGCUGAGGUUGUGGAGGCUGGCGGGUCGUCUGAGAGUUUGGUGGAGUCGCAUAGCGUGUUGGCGGUGAGGCUGCGGAGGAGAGAGGCGGGGUUGAAGAGGAAGAGGGAUGAGCUGUAA
Messenger RNA from Coniosporium apollinis CBS 100218, 498 nucleotides. RefSeq lists its product as uncharacterized. The record is from RefSeq and is a predicted model, not a curated record. The coding region runs from base 1 to 498 and encodes 165 amino acids. Lineage: Eukaryota; Fungi; Ascomycota; Dothideomycetes. The transcript has 3 exons.